GAACAGAUGUCGUCAUUGUUAAAAACGGCAGAAGGAUAUGUGGCACAGGAGGCUGCUUAGCCAAUGCACCUCUGCAUCAGAACAAGAGCUAUUUUGAGUUUAAAAUCCAGUCCACAGGGAUUUGGGGUAUUGGAGUUGCAACUCAGAAAGCAAACUUGAAUCAAAUUCCACUUGGUCGCGAUGUCCAUAGCCUGGUGAUGAGGAAUGAUGGAGCUCUCUACUACAACAAUGAGGAGAAAAAUAGACUACCAGCAAACAACCUUCCUCAGGAGGGCGAUGUCGUGGGCAUUACAUAUGACCAUGUAGAAUUAAAUGUAUAUUUAAAUGGGAAGAAUAUGCAUUGUCCAGCUUCAGGAAUCCGAGGGACUGUCUAUCCAGUGGUCUAUG
Messenger RNA from Eurypyga helias (sunbittern), 387 nucleotides. It is a transcript of the gene SPRYD7, whose product is annotated as SPRY domain containing 7. The record is from RefSeq and is a predicted model, not a curated record. The annotation marks the transcript as partial. The transcript has 3 exons. Gene Ontology annotation, molecular function: protein binding. NCBI's taxonomy places the organism in Eukaryota, Metazoa, Chordata, Aves, Eurypygiformes, Eurypygidae.